UGAAACAUUUUGCUCUGAAGUUCAUCCACUGACAAAACUCGCCCCCUCGUGGACUACAACGAUAGAGUCGAAAUAAACCAAUCAGAUGCGUGAAAACUCGGAGCGGACAGACUUCCAUGACGGACAGUUGUCCGUGAUCUGCUCUAUUUUUGCAAAGGGUUUAAUACAUUAAGUGAUUCGAGUUCGCUCAAACCUACAAGAAUCGUCGAAGGAAACGACAAAGAAUAACAUCACGCUUCAUGCAACCAAAUAUAUCACCACUGACAGUAGGCUACGAAAUCAAUCAAAGCAUCGGAGAGCGAGGAUAGACAGCAGACGCGCGUGUAUAUGUUGACAUGCUGACGCUGGUUAGUCCAAACGAGCAGGUUAUUCCAAUUGCAUCAACGUAAUGUAUAUGAACGAUUCAAAUGCUUCGGUUUGUGCGUGCUUUAGUGUGAUGAAAGCUCCAGUGGGUGUCAGAAUGAUGAAGAUGCGACACCUGUAACCUGCACAGCGGAGUCACGUGCCAAUAAGUCAGCUAUUUCGCUUCAUGCCCUGACAUGUUAAGGAGCAAGAGGGGAGGAGAUAAAGGACCAGAAAAACUGGUAAGCAGCUGGGACACAGAGAGAGUAUGUGAAAGGAGGAGGAGAUUUCAGCCCGGCCAGAAAAACCAUUAGACCUCUGUGGAGGAUGAAAUACAUUUGAGGUGAAAUUCAGAUUUUCAUUGAGGAAACAUAAAGGGAAAAGAAGAUACAACAUGUGUCGAAGGCUUCUAACUAGCAGAAUGACUUGGACUAACGACAUUGCAAAACACAAACACACCUGCGGUCAACAGUCAUCUAAGGACACUAUCUCUGACUCACAAUCCAGCAGAUCUUUCAAUACCAGACAUUUGCAUACAGCCCAACAGAGCCAUCUGCUUUUUCUGUGCUAACUGCCAUGCAAGCAUUGAAAAUCCCAAGAGUAUAUACUUCAUUUGUUCUAUGUAGGACUAUGGAAGAAGGUACAUUGUCAUGGUUCGUUCCGGUUCGUCUCCAGAGGGCCAGAUGAGGGGCAUGUUACCCAGCUUGUUACGGGGCCGGCAGUUCUACUGCCGUGAAUGGGCCCUUGAGAAGUUACAAAGAUGGCUAGAGGCACGAGAUCCCUCCAAGGGAGUGGAGGGAAAGGUCCAUGCCCCUCCAGGUGUGCUAGUGACCGGCGGCCCGGGUACCGGUAAGACUGCCCUCUGUACAGAGUUGGUUUGGCCCCAGUCAGAAGCAUGUAGGGCAGCAGGUUUGGCAUCACGGUGUCUGGCCUGGCACUAUUGCCAGCGGGAGGAUGCUGGCAGUAUUGAAGUGUGGAAAUUUGUGUUGGGGCUGGUUGAACAACUGAAGGAGAGCCCACUUCUCGGACCAAACUAUGCAAAAGUGAUAAGAAGUCCUGCCAUUGCUGCUGUCCUAGAGCCCAUUCACUGCCAAAGAGCACCUGAUGACACGUUUAAAAGGGCAAUAUUAGAGCCCCUCUUGCUCUUGACACCACCGCCUUACAGUGUGUUUAUAGUGGUGGAUUCACUGGACUCGGGGUGUUGUGGAGGUGAUGGUGUUGGAGAGGGGUUGACAUCAGGAGAUGGGGCCACUCAGAGUUUCUCUAUUGUAGAGCUUCUGCUCAAAUACGUACAACUCCUGCCCCCUUGGAUCUUGCUAAUCUGCUCUGCACGUCGUCAGAACAAAGCUAUUUGCAAAAUGUUCUCAGGGUUUCGGAGGUUGUGUCUGGAUGACUUAAGAAAACCUGCAACUGUACGAGACUUACAGCAAUAUAUCCUGCGGAGACUUGAUCGGGAUGGGGCUCUAAGAAGACAGCUUACACCAGAGACUGCUGAAAUGCUUAAUCUUUUGCAUAUCAAGAGUGGUGGAUGCUUUUUGUUUCUUGAACGGGUUCUAGAUGGUGUUGCUCAAGGUCUAGUAGGACUAAGAGAAAUUCGGGACAUUCCAGGCACUCUGAAUGGCCUUUACCUUUGGCUCUGUCAAAGACUCUUUCCUCGAAGUCUGUUUGUCCAUAUCAGGCCUUUGCUGAAUAUCCUUUUGGCAUCUCCACAACCUCUAACAGCUGAGCAGCUCUACACUAUUGCCAGAAGCCGUAACUCUUACCUUGGGCUUGGAGACUUUCAGUCACAGAUGGUAGCUCUGGCAUCUUUGUUUGUAGAUGGCCCUGAGGGCAGUAAACUCCUCUUUCACAGUAGCUUUGCAGAAUGGUUAACUGAUGUUAAAUACUGUACACAGAAGUUUCUGUGUUGUCUUAAGGACGGUCACCUUUCUUUGGCCAUGUCCCUCUCUUUUCGAGCCAGUAGUUUGGAUACAGAAGAGACUUGCCACCUGGCCUACCACCUCCUUAAUAGUGGAGUUCAUACAGAGAAACCAGCCCUUCUGGAAUUGUGGUUGCUAUGGACUGGGGUUCCAGCUCUAAGUAGUGGCAGAAAUGAUGUGCCACCACCACCUCAUACUUCUCAAACACCUGUUUUGGUUCAGCAAGAUGUACUACAGCUCUUGAGGAAAAGUGGAAUUUACUCUGCAAACUGUUCUCAAAACAAUACCUCUAGUGUGAGGGUGCACUGUGUUGGGGGAAGAGGCAGGAUUGUACGGCAGGCAUUGCAGAGGGAGGACUCUGUGAGAGCACUUCUUGACAGUGGUGUCAGUGUGAACCGUACAGACCCAUUAGAUGGACGGACUUUAUUAGCAGCUGCAGCUCAUGCUGGACUUGCUGAUGUAGCUAGAUUGCUGUUAUGCCAUGGGGCAGACCCUUCACUGAAUGACAGUCAAGGGCAGACAGCCCUAACUCUUGCUUCCAGACAAGGCCAUGUGGGUGUACUGCAGGUGUUGCUGGAAUGGGUCCAGGAGCAAGGGAUCAAAAGUCCUGUUGCACGAGCCCUGCUGGAGCAUGCAGACAGUGAAGGAUGGACUGCAUUGCGUUCAGCUUCAUGGGGUGGCCACAAGGAAGCUGUGAGUCUCCUUCUGGAAGCAGGGGCAGAGAUUGAUGGCUGUGAUUCAGAUGGACGAACAGCCUUGCGUGCAGCGGCUUGGGGAGGACACGAGGAAAUAUUACUAACCCUUCUUGAUCAUGGUGCUGAGGUAGACCAUUCAGACCGUGAAGGUCGUACUCCACUAAUAGCUGCAGCUUACAUGGGUCAUAAAGAGGCAGUGCAGAUCAUGCUGGAUGCAGGUGCUGAUGUCAAUCUUGCAGAUGGGGAUGGACGGACUGCACUCUCUGUUGCUGCAUUAUGUGUGCCAUCAACAACUGGAGGACGGGGGCAUGGAGAGGUUGUAAGCAUUCUGCUGGAGAGAGGCGCUAAUCCAGAACAUAAGGACAGAGAUGGAAUGACCCCUUUACUUCUGGCCUCAUACAAAGGGCAUGAGGAAGUGGUGGAACUUCUCUUGGAAGCUGGUGCUGAUGUGGAUGAAAGCUCUGGAGUUCAUUCCUCUGCUGUUACUCCUCUUCUUGCAGCUGCAGCUAUGGGGCAUGCUGGCACAGUUAACCGUAUGCUGUUUUGGGGGGCAGCAGUGGAUGGCAUUGAUGGAGAGGGCCGCACUGCUCUCUGCUUGGCUGCCGCAAAUGGUAGUGUUGAAGUUGUAAGAGCACUGCUGGACCGAGGAUUGGAUGAGAAUCACAAAGAUGACCUGGGCUGGACACCAUUGCAUGCUGCAGCUUGUGAGGGCCACAAAAGUGUGUGUGCAGUAUUGACAGAGCGAGGUAGCAUGGUACGUGUAGGUGAGCUUGAUGUAGAGGGCCGGAGCCCUCUAAUUCUGGCAGCACAAGAAGGGCACUGCAGCACAGUCAGGCUCCUACUGGACCGCAAGGCACCCAUCGAUCAUCGUGCAUAUGAUGGACACUCUGCAAUCAGUGCAGCUGCUUUGCAGGGGCAUAGGGAGAUUGUAGAGCUACUGAUACAUAGAGGGGCUGACACUGAUGUUCGAGAUGCUGAAGGAAGACCUCUUCUUUAUUUGCUAGUUCUGAAGGGCCAUUUAGAUAUGGCAACACUGCUCAUAGAAAAAGGUGGUGUCCCUCUGGAGUCAAGAGAUGUAGAAGGACGAACUGCACUCCAUGUAGCAGCUUGGCAAGGAGACCUGGAGGGUAUCGAGCUGUUGCUGAAAUAUGGAGCUGACACAAAUGCACAAGACCUCGAUGGUCGGCCACCUUUGCACUCUGUGGCAUGGAGGGGUCAUGCAGCUGCUGGUAGGUUGCUCCUUAGGGCAAAGGGUCUCAAUAUUGACCUGGCUUGCAAACAACAGGGUGCCACAGCACUUAGCAUUGCUGCUCAGGAGGGGCAUGCUGAAAUUGUAGCCAUGCUUUUAGAGAGAGGUGCAGAACCAGACCAUGUGGACUGUUAUGGUCGCAGCCCAGUGAAUGUAGCAGGAAAACGUGGUCAUUUUACUAUUGUGCGAAUUCUGGAGAGCUAUGGAGCAAAGCCCUUUACAGGUCUCAUUCCAUUCUCUCCCAGUGAUGCUCCCAACACUUUUUAUCAUUCAUCCACAGUAAAAAGCCAGGUGACCCUGAGCUCAGAAGAGGUGGGUGUCGAUGGAGUUCCAGCCACCACUUCUUCAUCCUCGACCUCAUUUUCUGCCUCCUGUUCUCCAGCUUCCACAGCAGAGCGUUUCCACUCCAUGCCUGCCUCACAGACCUCCUCCUCCACCUGCUACUCCCAUUCCACAGUUCAGACAGUACCUGCCGACAGCCUAAAUUUCAUCCAGCAGAUACAGCAACAUUCACUUCCUUGUUCCCGUAGUCGGCCUUCCACCUUGCUUCAUCCUGGCUCCAAUCCUGCCAGACUUCAGGGCAGAGUUUCAAGGCACAAGCAAAAGGCUGCACCCAAGAGCAGUCCCACACACAAACAGUGCAUCUUAAAUGAACUGCUGGAUGCAGACAAACCCUUAAAAGGACUUGGAUCAUCAGGGGAUGUUGACUUCCUCUUAAAACAUAAAACUCCUUACAUCAUAGAUAAUGUGAUGGAAAAGAGCCUUAAACAGGCUGGAGGAGUAGACCUAAAAUGGAACUCAGUAAUGGCUUCCUUGGGAGUAAUGAUGAACCAAGAUGGCGCAAUUAGACAGACAAAAAUUAGGGAAAGCCCCCCUUUGGGGUAUCCACCUCUUCAUCUCCAAUCUCAUGCACAAAGAGAUGAUUUAUGUAUUCAAAAGACAUCCACAUCUCCAACAAUUGACCUUUUAGCUAUUUCCUCACCUAGUGCCUUACCUGAUAUGUCUGUGUUUAACAUGACAACAACUGACCCCCAGCUGAAUCUCAAACAGGCAAUUAAGCUGCAGUUUGAAGGGCCAACCAGUGCAGUGCUUCACAAGCGGGAAACCCCUCUCUGAGGAGUUGUCAUGUAUGCCAGAUGGAAGCGCAUUGUGCUUUGAGCUGCUAUCUUAAUGAUUUGCACUUGGAAUGUCAGGAAUGCUAAUGACAGCCUCACUCUUUUGUAGGAAAACCUGGGAAUUUAUGACUUCAAGGAGUUGAGGGUUGUGUGGGCAAUCACUGCACUGUGUGUGGGAAGUGUUGAGAAUAGAGGUGGAUGGCAAUGAGAGUCAAACUGACCUCCACCUCUCUCUAAUCCAUUGAGCCUAAAGCGCAAAAAGGAGAGGAGAGACGGAGGUAGCCUGCAGUUCAAAGGAUCAAGCUGUGUACAUUCCAAAGCUUUUCCUCUUCAUCCCGUCACAAUGGAGAGCAGCUGGCACUCUCUCAUACUCACACAUACAAUCACAGGAAAAUAUAUUUACGUUCAGAGGGACACUUAUGGAUAUUUCCUCUGUUGUUAUUGUGCAUUUUCAAAAGUCGCCAUAGUUGUACCCUAGGGAUAUUCAAUUGAAGACAUUACUAAACUGUCAUAGACAGCACAGCUAUUCACUUUUUCAUCGUGAUUCAAUAGUGCCAGGUAAUGGAAAGAAAUUGCACCUUAAUUUUAUAUUGACGAAAAAUGAGAGCUAAUGAGAAUGAGGCCAAAAUUUAAAUAAAUGUAUUUUUAAAUAAAAUUUUAAAAUAAUAAAAAAUACGCCUUUUGGGUGAUGAUAUGUAGAUUGCUCAGACUCACACCUUGGUGUACCCAGGAAUGGACUUGCAGGGUCAAAAGGGCUUCUUUAAAAGCGUAUGGUUACCACCACCAAGUCUAACUGCCACAGUUGCUUUGUGGCUUUGUAUGCCAGAUGUUUUUUGAUGACUUUAUGAUUAUGUGUCUGCAUAUACAGUUGUGCUCAAAAGUUUGAAUACCCUUGGAGAAUUGGUAAUAUAUUUACCAUUUUUUUUUUUUUUUAAAACAUGAGUGAGCAGGCAAAACACAUUUCUUUUAUUUCUUAUGGGAUUCAUAUUCAGCUGUAGGUUAUAACAAAAUGGCACAAUCAUAAAACAAAACACGGCAACAAAGAAAAAAAUGAAAUGACCCCUGUUUAAAAGUCUUCAUACCCUUAGUUCUUAAUACUGUGUAUUGCCCCCUUUAGCAUCAAUGACAGCGUGCAGUCUUUUGUAAUAGUUGUCUAUGAGGCCCCAAAUUCUUGCAGGUGGUAUAGCUGCCCAUUUGAUUUGGCAAAAUGCCUCCAGGUCAUGCAAAGUCUUUGGUCGUCUUGCAUGAACCGCACGUUUGAGAUCUCCCCAGAGUGGCUCGAUGAUAUUAAGGUCAGGAGAUUGUGAUGGUCAGUCCAGAACCUUCACCUUCUUCUACUGUAACCACUGGAGGGUCAACUAGGCCUUGUGCUUAGGGUCAUUGUCAUGCUGGAAAGUCCAAGAGCGUCGCAUGCGCAGCUUUCGUGCAGAAGAAUGCAAAUUGUCUGCCAGUAUUUUCUGAUAACAUGCUGCAUUCAUCUUGCCAUCAAUUUUCACAAGAUUCCCCAUGCCUUUAGAGCUCACAACCCCCCAAAACAUCAGUGAGCCACCACCAUGUUUCACAGUGGGGAUGGUAUUCUUUUCACUAUAUGCCUUGUUGACCCCUCUCCAAACAUAGCGCUUAUGGUUGUGACCAUAAGCUCUAUUUUGGUCUCGUCACUCCAAAUUACAGUGUGCCAGAAGCUGUGAGGCAUGUCAAGGUGUUGUCAUUUGUGGCAUUGACACAGUAAAGGCUUCUUUCUGGCAACUCGACCAUGCAGCUCAUUUUUGUUCAAGUAUUUUCAUAUUGUGCUCCUUGAAACAACCACACCGUCUUUUUCCAGAGCAGCCUGUAUUUCUCCUGAGGUUACCUGUGGGUUUUUCUUUGUAUCCCAAACAAUUCUUCUGGCAGUUGUGGCUGAAAUCUUUCUUGGUCUACCUGACCUUGGCUUGGUAUUAAGAGAUCCCCGAAUUUUCCACUUCUUAAUAAGUGAUUGAACAGUAAUGACUGGCAUUUUCAAGGCUUUGGAUAUCUUUUUAUAUCCUUUUCCAUCUUUAUAAAGUUCCAUUACCUUGUUACGCAGGUCUUUUGACAGUUCUUUUCUGCUCCCCAUGGCUCAGUAUCUAGCCUGCUCAGUGCAUCCACGUGAGAGCUAACAAACUCAUUGACUAUUUAUACACAGACACUAAUUGCAAUUUAAAAAGCAGCAGGUGUGGGAAAUUAACCUUUAAUUGCCAUUUAAACCUGUGUGUGUCACCUUGUGUGUCUGUAACAAGGCCAAACAUUCAAGGAUAUGUAAACUUUUGAUCAGGGCCAUUUGGGUGAUUUCUGUUAUCAUUAUGAUUUAAAAAGGAGCCAAACAACUAUGUGAUGAUAAAUGGCUUCAUAUGGUCACUAUCCUUAAAUAAAAGUUUUUUUUUGCAUGAUCAGUCAUAUUUUCAAAAUCAAUGCCAAAAUUUCACAAUUUCUGCCAGGGUAUGCAAACGUUUGAGCACAACUGUAUGUUACUACCCUUUGGCAGUAUUUCCAUCGUUGGGCUGAAUACUUACCAUUGAUGAAUCUUGGUGUUCUGUACAAUGACAUGGUAAUGGUUUCUUUUUCCAUUAUGGUCCUGAGAAAUUAGGAUUAGAAUGAAAAUAACUGACAAGUGACCAAUCAUGAGUUGCCAUGUCACUAAAGCUGUUUGGCUACAGGGUUCCUCUCUCUUGAAUACGGUUCCGUGCUGAGCAGUCUGUGCGGGGAAUGGUUUAUCAAACUGUACCGAACCAGGUUCUAAUGCUAUUGGUACCGUUACCAUGCUCAAUGAAAGUUAGAUGUUACUGUUUGAUAAGCAAAAAAUAAAAAAUUGAGGAAGGUAUGGGUGAUCUCAUGAAUGCUCAUUAAAGGACAAAUAGAUUUGAGUGGGAGGAUAAAAAUAGGGGUCACAAAAACGAAGGAAGCGAGAUGGGGGAGUGAUGUGAAUUUAACACUACCAUAAGUAAUUUAUAUGUUUAUACUAUUUUGUAUGUAACAUUUUAUUAAGAUGCACUAAUUAAAACAAAAGUUUAUGAUUACA
This is a messenger RNA of Myxocyprinus asiaticus (Chinese sucker), 8354 nucleotides long. Its product is annotated as ankyrin repeat domain-containing protein 50-like. Lineage: Eukaryota; Metazoa; Chordata; Actinopteri; Cypriniformes; Catostomidae. Gene Ontology annotation, molecular function: protein binding. The record is from RefSeq and is a predicted model, not a curated record. Gene Ontology annotation, cellular component: cytoplasm; nucleus. The transcript has 6 exons. Bases 993 to 5321 code for a protein of 1442 amino acids.